AUGGUUAGCUGUAACAAAGUUUGAACCCACGUACGCAAGAAAAGCAUUUCCCUGUUUCGACGAACCCGCGCUAAAAGCACCGUUCACGGUGUCUAUCAAAAGGCGAUCUGAUCAAAUAUCUUUGUCCAAUAUGCCGUUGUUAAAUUCCAUCAAAAUACAACAUUCGGACAUGUUCUGGGAUCACUACCAGGAGACUCCGCCAAUGUCCACGUACUUGGUGGCGUUUUUCGUGGGUGAAUUUUAUGCCAUAAGAACGCGUAACAUCGGCAUAUAUACACAUAGGCGUUACGUAAAGCAGGCACAGUACAUCGCAGACGAAUCACCGAAACUUCUCAAAGCAAUGGAAGAGUUCACAGGAGUGGAUUACACGUUGCCCAAACUGGAUUUGUUAGCAAUUCCGGAUUUCGCGGCGGGCGCGAUGGAGAAUUGGGGAUUGAACACGUACAGGGAGAGGCUGUUACUGCUGUCGGAAAAUUCCAAGACGAAAAUGAAAGAGUUCGUAACUACAGUCGUACAACAUGAACUCUCUCAUCAGUGGUUUGGAGAUCUGGUGACGUGCGCGUGGUGGGACUUUUUGUGGCUGAACGAGGGUUUCGCAACGUUUUUCGAAUAUUUCGCUACUAAAAYGGUCGAACCAGACUGGCGCCUAGAGGACGUGUUUGUUUACGAAGUGCACCAAUCAGCUUUGAACGCUGACCAAAACCCGAUGCACGCCAUAUCAGGAUCCGUUGAAACCCCAGCACAGAUCCGGAGAAUGUUCGACGUCAUAUCGUACAGCAAAGCGGGGGCGGUGCUUCGUAUGCUACAGUAUGCGGUGACCGAAGACAAUUUCAAAAGGGCGUUGAACCUGUAUCUGACAAAUAAUGAGUUCAAAGCGGCUACUCCUGAAGAGCUGUGGAUCGCGUUCGAAAACGUUCUCUACGACACCAAAUUUGAUUUAGGAGAAAAUGUAACCAUCACCGAAUUAAUAAGAUCUUGGACGGAACAGGCCGGUUACCCGUUGGUGGAAAUCGUCAARAAAAAUCACACGUUUGUCAUAACUCAGGAACGGUUUUUGAUUCAURGUUUGAACGAUUCUACCGAAGAUAAUGURACAGAAUGGAUUAUCGGUCUGACUUACACGACGCAAAAUCGGAAAGACUUCAACGGGGUUUUGCCUAAGAUUUGGCUGAAGAAAAACAAAACCGUUUUGRCGGAUCGAAAUGGAACUGGAUGGUAUAUUUUCAAUUUACAGUCAAUUGGAUUUUUUAGAGUUAAUUACGAGGAAGAAAACUGGAAUGCCUUAAUCAGUCAGCUGCAUAUUGACUGCAAAGAAAUACACGUGCUCAACCGAGCUCAGUUGAUUGACGACGCAUUUAAUUUGGCCAAGGCAAACCGAGUGGAUUAUGCACUGGUUUUGUGGAU
This is a messenger RNA of Diuraphis noxia (Russian wheat aphid), 1404 nucleotides long. RefSeq names its product aminopeptidase N-like. The record is from RefSeq and is a predicted model, not a curated record. NCBI's taxonomy places the organism in Eukaryota, Metazoa, Arthropoda, Insecta, Hemiptera, Aphididae. Gene Ontology annotation, cellular component: membrane; cytoplasm. Gene Ontology annotation, biological process: proteolysis; peptide catabolic process. Gene Ontology annotation, molecular function: metalloaminopeptidase activity; peptide binding; zinc ion binding.